This is a messenger RNA of Prosopis cineraria, 2433 nucleotides long. Its product is annotated as long chain acyl-CoA synthetase 4. The record is from RefSeq and is a predicted model, not a curated record. Gene Ontology annotation, biological process: fatty acid metabolic process. Lineage: Eukaryota; Viridiplantae; Streptophyta; Magnoliopsida; Fabales; Fabaceae. Bases 224 to 2212 code for a protein of 662 amino acids. The transcript is spliced from 19 exons. Gene Ontology annotation, cellular component: membrane; endoplasmic reticulum. Gene Ontology annotation, molecular function: long-chain fatty acid-CoA ligase activity.
CUCUUUGCUGCAGCUCAACUCAAGACCGUCGUUCACCUCGUAAAAUAUACGCAAAAUUCCAAAAGUCAAAUAUUGAUAUCUUCCGAAGCUCCCAUCCGGCCUACCUCAACCACUUCCUUGCAUAUGAGACUUAAUUUAUCUCUCAGCCGUUUCUAUUUCAAUUUAUUAGCAGCAGCAGCAGCAGCAGCAGAGAGCAGAGAGAUUGAGAUCGUAAUCUUGUGGUAUGGCGCAGGAGAGAUAUAUCGUUGAGGUGGAGAAAGCAAAGGAAGCGACAGAUGGGAGGCCAUCUAUGGGGCCUGUGUACCGUAGCCUCUUUGCUAAGGAUGGAUUUCCACCUUCGAUCGAGGGUCUUGAUAAUUGCUGGGACAUUUUCCGCAUGUCUGUUGAGAAACAUCCCAAACAACCAAUGCUUGGUCGCCGGGAAAUCAUAGAUGGGAAGCCUGGUAAGUACAUGUGGCAAAGUUAUGAAGAAGUAUAUGACUUGGUGAUGAAGGUUGGAAAUUCCAUCCGCAGUUGUGGUCAUGAGCAAGGUGUAAAAUGUGGUAUUUAUGGUGCCAAUUGCCCAGAGUGGAUUAUAAGCAUGGAGGCCUUGAAUGCUCAUGGACUUUAUUGUGUUCCUUUGUAUGAUACCUUAGGUGCUGGGGCUAUAGAGUUUAUUAUAUGCCAUGCAGAGCUCUCAAUUACAUUUGUAGAAGAAAAGAAGAUUCCUGAGUUAUUGAAGACCUUUCCGACAGCAGCAAAGUAUCUUAGGACACUUGUGAGCUUUGGAAAGGUUACAACUCAACAAAAGCAGGAAGUUGAACAGUUUGGAUCGGCAAUAUAUUCAUGGGCUGAAUUUCUGCAACUGGGUCAUGGUCAGAGUUUUGAUCUUCCUGUGAAAAAAAGAAGCGACAUCUGUACAAUAAUGUAUACCAGUGGAACAACAGGUGAACCCAAGGGAGUGUUAAUAUCCCAUGAGAGCAUUCUUACUUUCUUAGCUGGGGUCAAGCGAGUGUUAGAGAGGGUAAAUGAACGAUUGACUGAGAAGGAUGUAUACAUUUCAUAUCUUCCUCUUGCACAUAUCUUUGAUAGGGUCAUUGAGGAGCUAUUUAUAUGGCAUAGUGCCUCAAUAGGUUUCUGGCGUGGGGAUCCCAAACUAUUAAUUGAAGACAUUGGGGAGUUAAAACCAUCUAUUUUUUGCGCUGUUCCUCGUGUGCUUGAGAGAAUACACUCAGGCUUGACACAGAAGAUUUCUGCGGGAGGCUUCUUAAAGCAGGCAUUGUUUAAUUUUGCAUACUCGUACAAGUUGAAUAACUUGAAGAAAGGUCUAAAGCAUGGGGAUGCAGCUCCACUUUUUGACAAAUUUGUGUUUGAUAAGGUAAAGCAGGGUUUGGGGGGCAAUGUACGUCUUAUUCUCUCUGGAGGAGCACCUCUAUCUGUGCAUGUAGAAACUUUCCUCCGGGUGGUGUCUUGUGCACAUGUCAUACAAGGAUAUGGUUUGACUGAAACCUGUGGAGGAUCCUUUGUCUCGUUACCAAAUGAACAUGCAAUGCUUGGUACGGUGGGCCCUCCUGUGCCAAAUAUAGAUGUGUGUCUACAAUCUGUCCCUGAAAUGGGAUACAAUGCCUUAGCAAGCACACCAAGAGGAGAAAUAUGUCUUAGGGGAAAAACCUUGUUUUCAGGGUACCACAAACGUGAAGACCUCACAAAUGAGGUGUUGAUUGAUGGAUGGUUCCAUACGGGGGAUAUUGGAGAAUGGCAACCUGAUGGAAGCUUGAAAAUUAUUGACCGGAAGAAGAAUAUAUUCAAGCUUUCACAAGGAGAAUAUGUUGCUGUUGAAAACUUGGAGAACAUUUAUAGUCAAGUUUCUGCUGUUGAAUCUAUAUGGGUCUAUGGAAACAGCUUUGAGUCCUUCCUUGUUGCAAUUGUUAACCCUAAGAAAGAAGCACUUGAAGGUUGGGCAGAAGGAAAUGGUAUAACCAAGGACUUCAAUUCUCUGUGUGAAGAUUCUAGGGCAAAAAGUUUCAUGCUUGAAGAGCUCGCGAAGAUUGCCAAAGAAAAGAAGUUGAAGGGUUUUGAGUUUAUAAGAGCAGUUCAUCUUGAUCCUGUGCCAUUUGACAUGGAACGGGACCUUAUCACUCCAACUUUUAAGAAGAAGAGGCCCCAGAUGCUCAAAUACUACCAGAAUGCCAUUGAUAACAUGUACAAAAAUGGAAGUAAACCCAGUUCCUAAGCUCAUGGCAAGACUCAGAUUAUUUGUUGUCUGCAAUUUGAUUGGAGACUUGAUAUAUACUUACUAGUCAGUAUCUUCAUAGUAUUAUUUCCUCGUGCUGACUCUAUAUAUUUUUAUCCAUAUAAAUAAGUUAUGCGCGCCGUGCAUGUAUUCUUAAACUUCCAAAAAAAAAAUGUGGGGAUAGCUUCAAUUUUACUGAAACCUAUGUCUAUUCGUUACGA